Molecule: messenger RNA, 1586 nt
Organism: Zea mays
Lineage: Eukaryota; Viridiplantae; Streptophyta; Magnoliopsida; Poales; Poaceae
Source: RefSeq, a predicted model, not a curated record
ACCAAAGAUGUUGCCGUGGCCUCGCCGCACAAGAAAAUCACAGCAGUACAGCACCAGAAACAGAAAGGUAGUAGAUCAAGGAACGCCAGUGCGGCGACAAUGACCGGCAGUGGAAGCACGGGCGCCAAUGGCAAGAGCCAGAGCUCCAGGGCCAAGGCAAUGCUGCUCGCCUUGGGCAAGAGCUUUCCUGACCAAGUUCUGCCUCAGGAGAAGGUUGUGGAGAGCUACCUCCAAGAAAGCAGCUGCGACGAUCCCGCCACCAGGGCCAAGCUUCAGCGCCUUUGCACGACUACAACAGUGAAGACAAGGUACACUGUUAUGUCCAAGGAGCUAUUGGAUAAGCACCCAGAGCUGAAGAUGGAGGGUACUCCGACACUGACACCCCGCCUUGACAUCUGCAAUGCCGCGGUGAUCGACCUUGGUGCUGCCGCAGCUCGCGCUGCCCUUGACGAAUGGGGUCGCCCUGCAGCUGAUAUUACCCACCUCAUCUACAUCUCAUCAAGUGACCUUCGUCUCCCAGGGGGCGACCUUCACCUGGCUGCUCGCCUUGGCCUUAGCCCAAACACCGUGCGCACUUCCCUUCUCUUCCUUGGCUGCUCCGGUGGUGCUGCUGCCCUCCGCACUGCCAAGGACAUUGCUGAGAACAAUCCAGGGAGCCGUGUCCUAGUAACAGCUGCUGAGACCACUGUGCUAGGCUUCCGGCCACCAAGUUAUGACCGUCCUUAUGACCUUGUUGGUGCUGCGCUGUUUGGUGAUGGUGCAUCAGCCGUGAUUAUAGGAGCAGGUCCCAUGACACCAGCAGAAAAUCCUUUCUUGGAGCUUGAGUUCUCCACGCAGGAGUUCCUACCUGGGACUGAUAAGGUAAUUGAUGGCAAAAUCUCAGAGGAAGGAAUUAAUUUUAAACUAGGGCGUGAUUUGCCUGAGAAGAUUGAAAGCCGCAUAGAAGGUUUCUGCAGGACUCUCAUGAACAAGGUAGGGAUAAAGGAUUUCAACGAUAUAUUUUGGGCUGUGCAUCCUGGUGGACCAGCAAUAUUGAACAGGCUUGAGUUCUGCCUUAAACUUCAGCCAGAGAAGCUCAAGAUUAGCAGAAAAGCCUUAAUGAACUAUGGAAAUGUGAGCAGCAAUACAAUCUUCUAUGUGCUGGAGUACUUGAGGGACGAGUUAAAGAAAGGGGCAAUAAGUGAAGAGUGGGGAUUGAUCUUGGCUUUUGGCCCAGGCAUCACCUUUGAAGGACUGCUAGUUCGAGGUGUAAAGAAAACCUUCACAAGCUAAUAUAAUGGUGGGUACAUGGCAAGCAUAAAGAUUAAUUAUAUAUACAGAAACAUCACAUAAAGAGCAUAGAUGUCUCGGUGGAAGCUGAGCACCACAUAGCACAUCGCUAAUAUUUUACUGUAUUUGUGUUCUUCAUCUAUCAAACAGUGUAAGGUACUUGAGUUUGCUUCCUAGACAUUGUAGAAAUAAGGCACUAUACAGCCUGUUGUAGUGUUGUUCCACUGUACUAUGCAAUGAUUGCAGGAUUACUUUAAUACUGCUUGUAUGGAUGAGUGAACUGAUUACAGUGCAAAUAUCAUAUUUUCUAAGGAAAA